Messenger RNA from Siniperca chuatsi (mandarin fish), 946 nucleotides. Its product is annotated as receptor-transporting protein 3-like. The record is from RefSeq and is a predicted model, not a curated record. Bases 148 to 624 code for a protein of 158 amino acids. Gene Ontology annotation, biological process: protein targeting to membrane; protein insertion into membrane. Gene Ontology annotation, molecular function: olfactory receptor binding. Lineage: Eukaryota; Metazoa; Chordata; Actinopteri; Centrarchiformes; Sinipercidae. The transcript is spliced from 2 exons.
CUCAAACUUUCUAGUGGUUUGCUCACAGUCAAAGUCUCUCAACCGAAAGGUUGCUGAAUCAUUCUGACAAGUUGUUUGUGUACUGUACAGAUCAGCUGUCAGAGUUUUGUCUCUUCUUCAGCCACCGGCACCUCUAACACUGACAGGAUGGCACAAGAGUGGACACGUAUCUUCGAGAUUAAAGCAAAGAAUCUUAAACAAGGAGACUCCUGGCGUCUGGAGUUUGAUGACAGCCUUGUGCCUGACUGCCCAAACCUGGGCUGGGAGCAGUACAUCAGGAACACAUGUGCAUGGUUCGACUGCACCGAUUGUGGAAGAGGAUGGCCUUCUAACCGGGUGAUGGUGGUCUUCCACAUGCGCCUGAUAGACAGGCAGGGCGUUGUGAAGGUGAGGCGCUUCCGUCAGAACUGCAAGAUGUGCAACGCAGCUCCAAUGGAGAUGCCCAACAUCACCCCCGAGAACAUCGACAUCCUCCUGGAGAAUCUGGUGGAGAAGAUAAGAAUGAAAUGCUACCAUGAAGACCUGGGCAAAGGGAACAGGCCUUUUAUAAGCCUGGAUGUCAAAAGUCCCCAUGAGCCUGCUCAUUGUGAGGCCUGUAUGCAAGGCAUCUGCACAAGGAAUUGAGCUUGUCAUGUGUUGCUUUUAAGUCAGCCGUUUCUUGUUUUUAUUCUUUAAGUUUUUGAGAGUUUUAAUGAUGUUUAAUGCCUAAGCUCAUAGCAAAGCAUCAAGAUGUUCCCAAAAGUCAUUCUGUUUCAUUGUAUUGCUUCCUCUAUCAUAUUUAUAUAAUAAUCAAGUGCAUGUAAGCUUUCAUAUUUGUGCUUGUUUGUGGUCAGUUUUCUUUAACAUAUUAACUUGUUUGUUCAAAAGGAUUAAAGAAGCCUUCUUACAGACAGGCAUGUAACAGAUGAAUAAAGCUUAUACGAGCAAUAAACUAAUGUAUUUGUGA